Molecule: messenger RNA, 1845 nt
Organism: Penicillium robsamsonii
Lineage: Eukaryota; Fungi; Ascomycota; Eurotiomycetes; Eurotiales; Aspergillaceae
Product: Zn(II)2Cys6 transcription factor
Exons: 4
Coding region: 1-1845 (614 amino acids)
Biological process (GO): DNA-templated transcription; regulation of DNA-templated transcription
Cellular component (GO): nucleus
Molecular function (GO): DNA-binding transcription factor activity, RNA polymerase II-specific; transcription cis-regulatory region binding; zinc ion binding
Source: RefSeq, a predicted model, not a curated record
AUGGGAGGGCUCAAGAGCAAGGCUUCCCAAGCAUGCGAAAUAUGCCGCUCGCUGAAAGUCCGUUGUCUUCCUAGCUCCCAGCCUGGCACAUGUCUAAAAUGUGUGGCUUCCAAAAAAACUUGUGUAUUUCUGGAGCGGCCACCGCGGCCGCCGCGUCACAAGCCAAAGCAUGGCUCAAAAGCCCGACUUUGUGCGCUGGAGUCAAAGGUCGAUACCCUGAUUGCCUUUGCUAGUCAGUCCCAACUGGUUCAGGGGAAAGGACCUUCACAGUAUGAGGCGGGGUCUCUGGAAAAUGGCUUGUCUACCUAUAGUUCAACUUAUAGCCAUGGGGGCCGGGAUUCCACACCCAACAGCAGUCACAACAGCACAAAUUUAAGCUCUUUCGAUCAAGCUCCUUAUAGGUGGGAUGACUAUCCUAAAAUCAAUGGCAAACCCUGCCCCGAACUACUGCUUGAGUGUGGUCUGUCUAUUGAUGCGGCGGAUGGAUUCCUCGGACAGUUUCGCACCAUGACCUCUUACUUUCCAUUUUUCGUGGUCCCCUCUCAGACCACUGUUUUGACAAUGUGUAAAGAACAGCCUUUCGUCCUAGUGGCCGCAUUGGCGGCAGCAACCUCCUCGGACAGGAAAUUACAAAAGUCCCUUGGUGACAAAUUUAGAACCUGCGCUCUCCACGCUGUUAUGGUUCACAACGAAAGGAGCCUAGAUCUCCUGAAUGGGAUCCUAGUGUACUUGGCCUGGUAUCACUUUUAUUAUAUCCCCAAAAAAGAACAGUUCAACCAACUGCUCCACAUCGCAAUUAGCAUGGUUGGGGACCUGGGACUGAACCUCAGGCCCGCCGACGCAAUGAGUGCGAAGAUUGGACUUCGAUUGGCACAUUAUCGCAAGGUCUCUACACAUUCAGCGAACCACGAUGAAUUUUUCAGCCGAGAAGCCCGCCGAGCAUACUUAGGAUGCUUUUAUAUUUCGAGCGUCAUCAGCUGGGUCAAAAUGAGGUCAAAUAGUCUCCAAUUCCAAAGCUAUAUGAUUGAAUGUGCGAGAUCGUUGGGUCAAGAAUUGGAGCAUCCAACGGACGCAUUGCUUUUACCACUAGUCCAGCUUCAAAACAUGGCCGAGGUGAAUCACCGCAGUCUUUCAGCUGUCGAUAACACUCUACUUGAUCACAUGAUUGGCCGAGAUCUUGAAUUGAAGGUUCAAUCCUUCCAAGCUGAAUUCAAGAACUGGAAGCACUUGCUUCCACUCGUAUAUCAGCAACCGAACGGGAUUGACCUGGCCUGUGAGGUUGCUGUAAUGCAUGUCUAUGAGAUGAACAUAGUCAAUAUCUGUGCACCGAAAAUGCAGCAAAAGAUGGACCCCUUCAGACAUUCAACAAGCUCAUCUUCUACCUCUCAAAUUCGCCUGGAAGUGCUCUUUCUCUGUUUGAAAUCAGCGGGACAGGUUGCUCGGAAUUUUCUCUCCAUCCCAGUAUCUGAAUACGGCAGUCUCUCUUACAUACAGUGGUCUGGCAUCAUAUAUGCCAUUACUCUCAUUUAUAGAUUGACAGUCGGAAUUCCCCAGCUUCCCGAUUGGGAUGUUCGAGUUGCGCGAACGACCGUUGACUUUGGCUUUAUCCUAGAUGCUUUGUGCAGUCGCUUCAACAGUGUAGCCCUUCGUGGUCACGUCGUAUUGGAGAAUGGAGACCUAUUCUCAAUGAUGGGCCCAAUCUUUGGCAAUAUCAAGCAAACAUACGACCGACUCAAGCAGUUGCCGCAGAAUGAUAGUGCAGACGACAGCAGGCCAGUUCAUGCCACUAGCUUUUUGCCCUCUGCGCCCACACCCCAGCACCCAUGCCCUACAUUGCAGACCUGA